This is a messenger RNA of Striga asiatica, 1349 nucleotides long. Lineage: Eukaryota; Viridiplantae; Streptophyta; Magnoliopsida; Lamiales; Orobanchaceae. The record is from the annotation of a GenBank genome assembly.
AAAAAAUCCCAUCUUUUCAGAGUUCCUGCUUGAGCUGCAAAGAACCCACCAAAAAAAUAAAAAAAUAAAAAAAUCUUCUUUUUUGAUGUCUAUACCUCAAGAACACGACUACAUAGGCUUAUCCGAGCCUCCAUCCCUCGAAAAAUCAUCCGAGAAAAAGAAUGGCCUGAAUUUAAAAGAAACCGAGCUGAGGCUCGGUUUGCCAGGCUCGGAGUCCCCUGAGAGGAGGUCUGGGCCUGGGGUUUCCAUAUUUGGGAAGGAUUUUAAGGAUGAUAACAAUGGUGGAAAUGGUUUUUCGAAGAAUUUUGUUACCGGGGCAAAGAGGGUUUUUUCUGAUUCAAUCAGUGGUUCUGGGAAGUGGGGUUUGGGUAUUAAUGGUGGAUCUGAGGGUAAUUUGGGGAAAAGUGAUGGCUUGUUUUCACCAAGAGAUGGUGUUGGUAGAGAUUGCAAGGGCAAGCACAGUUUGCCUAUGAGUUCUGUGAAGGAGAUUGUUCCUCCUGUGAAGAAGCCUGUCGAGGAGAAGAAGAGUGAAAAUUGCAAUAAUGCCCCUGCUGCAAAAGCACAAGUAGUUGGAUGGCCACCAAUUAGAUCUUUCCGGAAGAAUACCCUCGCCACCAAUUUACCGAAAAACGAUGAGCUCCGUAAAAAAUCAGGACUGGUUUGCCUGUACGUGAAGGUCAGCAUGGAUGGUGCCCCUUAUCUGAGGAAGAUUGAUCUCAAAACUUAUUGCAGCUAUCCCGAACUUUCAUCCGCUCUCGAGAAGAUGUUUAGCUGUUUCACCAUAGGGCAAUGUGCUGGGCAAGAACAGCUAAGCGAGAGUCGUUUAAUGGAUUUGCUUAAUGGUUCUGAGUAUGUGCUGACUUAUGAAGACAAAGACGGUGAUUGGAUGCUCGUUGGGGAUGUUCCUUGGGAAAUGUUCAUGGAUUCAUGCAAGAGAUUGAGGAUCAUGAAAGGCUCUGAUGCAAUUGGGUUAGCUCCAAGAACCAUGCAGAAGUGCCAGAGCCAAAACUAAGGCCGAGCUCUCUAUGGAUUCAUGGGGAUUUAAGAAAAUCGACAAAAAUUAUCUUUAUAUAUAUUUUUUUUUAUUAUUGUGACUAGGUUUUAUUAGAUCUGUUACUGUUAGUAUGGCAUGAAAAUGUUAUGACAAUGAUGUGUGCUGAAUUUGUAUUUGCCUAAUGGAAGCUUGUUAUGUAAAUGGAGUUAGUGGUAAUAUGAGAUUGUGUUGUAUUGUCCAAAAUUUCUGGAUGAUGAGCAGUCUUAUUAUCAUUGUCAAAUUUUGUAAACCAUUUGUGAUUGAUGUUUGCGCCAGGUUGAAUUUGUUUUAUAAAACCACAGUGGUCAUUGAAUUA